AUGAAGUACGCAAUCGUGGUCCUCGCCUGCGCCCUGUGGGGUGCCAAUGGAUACCCUUACCACUACUACGGUAGCAACAUGGACACCUUGACGUACGGCUCAAGAGACAAUGGCCAGGGUGGCAUGGUGCUGAGCCGAUUCUACAACCCCUACUACAACUCUCGCACUCCCGCUGGAGGCGGUAUGGCGGCCUUCAUGUUCAACCCAGAGGAGCAGAAACCACAAGCUAGCCAGUACUACCUGCCCGACCGACGCCGCCAAACUACUCCCGAAGCAUAUAUACCGCAGCAGAAUGAUGUAUACUACCCACAGGCACCUGAGAAGCCCUUCGCAACCGAACCUACUGAGAUCGCCGAUCCCCUACCAACGGAAAAAGUUGAAAUCCCGACCACGAUCAAAGCCACGGCGCUGCCGGAGCUUACUGAGCCCGAGAUAGAGGAGGUAGAAGAGCCGAAAGAGACAAAAGAGAUCGCGCCGGCACCAAGGAAGAGAGUGUCUAAGAAGAAACAGGUGAAGAGACCGUCUGAUGACGAUGACGAGGAAGAGGAUUACGCACCCAGGAUUCCGAAUGGCGCUUUCUUCCCGAUGUUCUUCGGAUGGGGCGGCGGCCGCUCUUCUGGCGGAGCCACCGCCAUUGCGAACGCGUACAGCACUGGAAAGGGCGGAGCCGCCAACAGUCACGCGAUCUCUUACGGCUUUCCUCCACCGGAGUCCAAACUGUUGGACAAGGCUUUACCAUCGCAU
Iphiclides podalirius (scarce swallowtail) is the source of this 744-nucleotide messenger RNA. NCBI's taxonomy places the organism in Eukaryota, Metazoa, Arthropoda, Insecta, Lepidoptera, Papilionidae. The record is from the annotation of a GenBank genome assembly.